AUGCCUGCAGAAGAAAGCUGCCCAUCAGGUAGUCGUGCGGCCUCAUUCCGUCAUAUCUUUGGUCAAUCACCUCAACGUACGGAAUGGUUCGAUUGGGGUUCUGCCCUAGGAUCCAGUAUUGCAGCAAAUCCGAAGUUUAUAGCUGUGGCGAUAGAUGGAGGAGCUGGAGGACAGAUUGUGGUUGGCACGCAUGAUGAUUACGGGAAACAUGGGCAUAUGGGCAUAGUUCAACUAGAAGAUCAUACGGGCCCCGUCACAGACAUCAAAUGGGAUCACUUCAACGACAAUGUGCUGGCUAGUGGUUCAACUGAUUGCUCCGUGAAAAUAUGGCACGUAACGGAUCAAAUGAAGACACAAUGUGUACGGACCUUAGCACGGCAUACUAAACGGGUUGACCAAAUCGAAUGGCAUACGACAGUGGAUAAUGUGCUAUUAUCUGCUGGUUCAGAUAGUAAAUUAUUCCUUUGGGACGUCGAAGCUAAUUCCGUUAUUUAUGAGAUUUCCGAUUUCUCUACGUCUUGUAUAGCGUUCGCCCCAAAUUCGUCAGUAUUCGCCGCCACAUCGAGGCAAUCUCAUCGGGUUUGUAUUUUUGAUGCUCGUAAUGGUAAUGCUAUGAAGAGUGCCAUUCUUCCACAUGAUGGCGCGAUGCCUCCAAAGGUGAUUUUUGUUAGCGCCCAACGUCUGGUAACGUUUGGUAAUUCGAAAAUCAAUCGUCGGCAAUUCUCGAUAUAUUCCAUUUCGUCUUUCGAUUCACCACUUGCCACAAUAGAUAUAGAUGGCGCAUCGGGUUUGCUGUGUCCAAUUUUCGAUCCGGAUCUCAAUAUUCUUUAUGUAUCUGGAAAGGGCGAUUCUACAUUCCGUUUAUAUGAACUGAUUGCACGCUCUCCAUAUGUGAUAUAUUUGACUGAAUGCCAACAGCAGGCUCCACACACGUGUAUUUGUACAAUAUCCAAACGAGCUCUUAAUUUAACCGGUGCAGAAGUGAUGCGGGUGUACAGGUUGAAUCCGCAGUCGUUACUUAUCCAACCACUUUCAUUCAUUGUUCCAAAACGAGGUGACCAAUUUCAUCCCGAUUUGUAUCCUCCUACACGGGGUCCUACACCAGCUGUUUCUUUGGUUGAAUGGCGUGCAGGAUUGGAUGCCGCUCCCGUACUGCUACAGCUUCGCCCUGGUCAAUUGACCACGACAUCGAAACCAGUGCGAUUACGAGGACGUUCAGGCAGUCCGAAGUUGAUAACGUCGGAUCUGAAUAACGAUAUGAAGUUUAGAUUUCUUUCUCAGGUGACUAAGCCGGAUUAUCGUUCUGUCGAUGAACGAGAAGAUUGUGAAGAGAUCAUUAAGUUGAUCGAGGUGAAACAGAAGGUUCAGGAAUGUCGAAUGAACAGGUAG
This is a messenger RNA of Haemonchus placei, 1389 nucleotides long. NCBI's taxonomy places the organism in Eukaryota, Metazoa, Nematoda, Chromadorea, Rhabditida, Trichostrongylidae. The record is from the annotation of a GenBank genome assembly.